AUGGCCGCGUACGCUGCGGCGGCGGCUUGCCGGCGCGCGGCGCUUAAGUUCGGAGCCGGCGCGACCGGAACACGCUUGCCGGGCCCGUACCGGUUGGGCUCGAGGUCCAUCUCCGAGCUCGCUAACAAAGCAAACGGCAAACGCCUCUUUCUUGUCGACACUUUAGCCCUAGUUAGGAGAUUAGAGGGGCAAGGGGUGCCGUCGAAGCAGGCGGAAGCCAUAACGGGGGCAAUGAUGGAAGUCCUGAAUGAUAGCUUGGACAAUGCUUCCUUAUGGUUUGUUUCCAAAGGUGAAAUGCAAAGAAAUGAGAUGACACAAGAAUCCAAUUUGUCCAAAUUCAAGACUGAAGUUAAAAGUUCACAGGACCACCAUUUCUCUCUUUUGCAACACGAGACUGAGAAACUCAAGGGUGAUAUAGAAAAAAUGAUGGAAAAGCUCAAGAGUGAUCUAGAAAAGAUGCGUAGUGAUCUAAGUUAUGAGAUAGACAAAGUCACAGCUGGCCAGCGUUUGGAUCUCAAUCUGGAAAGAGGGAGAAUUCGCGACGAGCUGAACAAUCAAAAUCAAGAAACCACCAACCUGACUAAUAAACUUGAUCGAGAAAUUCAUGCAUUGCGUGCUCAGUUAGAAGCAGCAAAGUACGACGUGAUCAAAUACUGCAUAGGUUCGUUAGCAUCUGUGGCUGCCGUUGGUCUAGCUGUAAUCCGUAUUCUGAUGUAA
Molecule: messenger RNA, 717 nt
Organism: Striga hermonthica
Lineage: Eukaryota; Viridiplantae; Streptophyta; Magnoliopsida; Lamiales; Orobanchaceae
Source: the annotation of a GenBank genome assembly